This is a messenger RNA of Nematostella vectensis (starlet sea anemone), 3187 nucleotides long. RefSeq names its product gamma-butyrobetaine dioxygenase. The transcript has 7 exons. Gene Ontology annotation, biological process: carnitine biosynthetic process. Gene Ontology annotation, molecular function: oxidoreductase activity. The record is from RefSeq and is a predicted model, not a curated record. Bases 1473 to 2756 code for a protein of 427 amino acids. NCBI's taxonomy places the organism in Eukaryota, Metazoa, Cnidaria, Anthozoa, Actiniaria, Edwardsiidae. Gene Ontology annotation, cellular component: mitochondrion.
GUGAGAACUUCUAGUUUUAUAAUAUAGACAAUAAAUAUUUACUAUUCGGCUGAACUCAGUGAAAGGGGAUAUAAGAUUCUGAUUCACGUCCAGAAUAUAUAGCUCGAGAGGGUGUCGACAUGAACAAUUGUAUGCAUGAUCGGUGCUUUUUCAUCUGCCUGUCAAGAAUGACCAUUACACCGUUAAGCUACACAAUUACCAUAUUCGCUCUGACCAACGGCUGGCAUUGCAAAGCCUAAACCUGAUCUUACGUAUAACCAAGGUAUAGUGCUGAUCAAACUUGCAUUGUUCUAGAUUUUGUAAGGUAAGCAAACGCACAAGCUAAUAUUCUACAAUUGCCCCGGAAUUUCGUAUAUUUAUCUGACAAAGACUACGAGUUCGAGUUUUCUUUGAGCCAAUAGAUAGUUUACGAGGCGCGUAGAAAACGAGAACGGGUAGUUCAGUUGUUUUAGUAUAAAUCCACUCACAUACUACCUUCAAAGAAAUGACGAUUUUAAUAAUUAUCAGCAAUAAAUAACCGCUUUUGUAGCCGCUAUUUCAAUCACUGUGAUUAAUCACUAUGGCUCAAUAGAUGGUGAGUAGGGGAUUCAAUCAAAUUGCGAGAUUCGUGAUAGUUUGUAAAUGGAUUUUUACCAAUACAGUAUAGCAAAAACCUAGUGGGGUUAACCUCCAACAUCCCGGUACUCUUCAGUUGAGGACUUGUCAGAAAUUAGCAGGGGCACGUUUUGCAUGCAGCGAUGGAAAUUUAAUGAUUAUAUGCAAGGCGCUCAGUUGCUUGUUAUGAGCGUCCGUAUAGGUCAUGUGUACUUUUGUCACCCAAUCUCCCCUCCCACAAAGGCUAAAUUGGUCACUGCGUUCCCCCUUGUUUCCCACGGACUCGUACUCGUAACGUCCCUAAAUGUCAGGCGCUCAGUUGCUUGUCAUGAGCGUCCGUAUAGGUAAUUUUGACGAACGUCCCUAUAUGUUACGCGUCCCUAUAUGUCAGGUAGCGCUACGGACCCCGGUCGUAAUUUUCGAGUUUGAUCGAGUGUUUCCACCUUCAUGUCCUGUCUCUCCCGUUUAGCCGAGUCCUGCUCUCGUACUUAUCGCUUUGUAGAUCUGCGUCAGCAAUGCGAAAAGCAAGUUGCAUGAUGAUGUGUCUGAGAAUCCUUUUCGCAGGUUUUUUUUAUAAACCUCCUCCCUGGUUACUAAAAAGAACAAGAUAAAUCAAAGAUGGAGUGUGUUGUGGCUUCUGUAACAUGCACUAUCCAAAUAACAAAGUUUUUACGCUUCAAACAUUACAAGAAGGAGAAUAGAUUAAGGGACGUCAUUGAUGACGUCAUAAUCACGUGACCAUGUUGGUCCGACUUGCGAGCGCGUGGAGGGUAAACAACGAGAUCCAGGAGUAUGGGAAGGGAGCUCCGCUACGCCAAAAAGUACAUUCAAACUGAUAGAAAACAACAAAAACAAAACAACAACAACAAAGAAAGAACAUGAAAAAUGCAUGGCGCGAUUGUGGUACCAGUGUUCAAUUCAGGAUGUUCAUUGCUGCAAUGAGGCGAAACAUUAUGCAAUAUCCGACGCUCAAAGCCAUGCUCCCCAAAACACUGCCUUCUCGCAAUCAUACGGCAAUCCACGUCAAAGAACCGUCACCAGCAGAUAACGGACUUGAGAUCACAUGUAAGGAAAACGUGACCCAUUAUUUUCCGUAUAUGUACCUCCGAGACCACUGCGCAUGCGCUUCAUGCUAUCAUCAGACCUCCCAGCAAAGACUUAACUAUAUAACAAACCUCGACCUGAACAUCAAACCAAGUAAAGUGCACAUCCAGGAAGGAUUGUUGUCGAUUACGUGGACUGACAGACAUGUUAGCGAGUUUGACUUAAAAAGGCUGAUUUCUCGGAAGUUAACGAAUCAGAGCGCGAGAAAAUACAAGUUCGCCCACGAAGACGUGGUGCUAUGGGAUGGCAAGCAAGGAAUACCAAGCCUCGAUUUCAUGUCCGUGUUAAACUACAAACGCGUUCUGCUGGAUUGGCUGCAAGCUUUACGUGACCAUGGACUGGUGCUGAUGACCGGCGCUCCAUUAGAACUUGGACAACUUGAGAGGAUUGGGAAAGCUGUGGGAUUUAUUAGACCGACAUUGUAUGGGGUAACAGUACCGUUGCGACUUAACCCGCACGCAACAAACCUUGGUUACACAAACCUCGGAUUGAGGCCACACUCGGAUCUGAUUUACUACGAGCUGAAACCCUCGGUUUUUAUAUUGCACUGCAUCGAACAAGUGAAGACCGGAGGUGAAAGCAUUUUCGUUGAUGGCUAUCGAGUCGCUGAGGCAUUUCGUGAGGCGAACCCAGAAGCCUUUGCGCUGAUGACUUCAACUCCCGUCCUGCACCGCGCUACGGGUGUUCAGCCGAAUGGCGAAGGGUUCGAUCAGUCGUAUGCAAGACCCAUUAUAGAGCUUGACAUGGCGGGAAGAAUUAGAAGAAUCAAUUUUAACGAUUCGCACAGAGAGGAUUUCCCAGACACAACACCCGAGCAACUCCCGAAGAUCUACGAAGCAUAUCACGAACUUGCACGAAUGCUAUCCGAUCCGAAGUUCUUUAUUCAGCACAAGCUAUCCCCUGGGGAGAUUUGUGCUAUUGAUAAUGACCGCAUGUUGCACGGGCGAAAUGGGUUCGAAGUCAAUGAAUUCAACUCUCAACGAUGGUUGCAACAAGCUUAUUUCGAUUGGGACAUUCUUUUGUCCAAAAUGAAACUGCUAAAAGAGAACAUUAGAUAGGAGUUUUAGGCAAGGAAAAGCAUGUGAGGGUCGUGUGAUUAGGGGGGCUGGGGUAGUGCCAGGCAAGGAAAACCAUGUGAGGAUUAUGUAAGGGUUAGUGUUCUAUGGGAUUUAGGGCACGAAUUAACACAAAUCUGGCGAGUGCUUUAGCGCGAGCAGAUUUUUGUUAAUGAGUGCCCCAAAUUCCAUAGAACACGAGCGGUCAUUAUCUAACUUUCUUAGAAAAUUAACACUGCCACGCAGUGUUUUUAUACGAGAUGCUUUUAUACGAGAUGCCACUGGCAAAUCAACAUCAUUAAAUGUAAAACAAUUUAAAUAAUAUCUUACUGUCGAAGGCCAUUGUAUGUUUGUCAACAAGUUAUCAGCAUCAUUAGGCAAUACUGACAGGUCAAUUGUGUGCGAAUAAAACUAGAUUUCUUGGUCUGUUGAAA